AUGUCGACAACAAUAGGCGCCUUCAUCGGCGGCGGCAUCGCGGCCUGCGGUGCCGUGACGGCGACUCACCCGUUCGAGACGGUCAAGAUUCGCAUGCAAUUGCAGGGUGAACUACAGCAAAAAGGGGCCCAGCCUCUCCACUAUCGCGGUCCGCUACACGGCGCCGGCGUCAUCGUGCGGAGCGAAGGUGUCCGUGCCAUAUACCGUGGUCUUGGGUGCGCCUAUGUCUACCAAAUGGUCCUCAAUGGCUGUCGCUUAGGGUUUUACGAUCCGAUGCGCGCCUCGCUAGCGGGCUUCUUCUUCAAGGACGACAGGAAGCAGAGUCUGGCGAUUAACAUGUUCUGCGGCGCAUCGUCAGGCAUGAUUGGUGCCGCGGCGGGCAGCCCCUUUUUCCUGGUCAAGACACGGUUGCAGAGCUUCUCCAAAACGUUGCCCAUGGGGACACAGCACAACUAUCGCAACGCAAUCGACGGUCUGUCGCAAAUAUUCCGCAGCGAGGGACUCGGGGGACUGUACCGUGGUGUUGGCGCGGCCAUGAUCAGGACUGGCUUCGGCAGUUCGGUGCAGCUUCCCACCUACUUCUUUGCGAAGAGGCGGCUGAUGAAGCACGCUGGCAUGGAAGAGGGAGCGCCCCUGCAUUUGACGAGCAGUGCGAUUAGUGGUUUCGUGGUUUGCUGCGUGAUGCACCCUCCUGACACAAUCAUGUCACGCCUGUACAACCAGAACGGCAACCUCUACAAGGGCGUCCUGGACUGCGCGCUCAAGACCAUUCGCACCGAAGGUCUCUUCGCCAUCUACAAGGGCUUCCUCCCCCACCUCGCCCGAAUUUUGCCACACACUAUUCUCACGCUUUCGCUGGCGGAGCAGACGAACAAGCUGAUGCGCAAGGUCGAGACGCUCAUCAUUCCUGAUGUUGUUGAGGCCAACAAGGCCAAGGCUGAAGCCAAGGCCAACGCUAAGACAGCUUGA
This is a messenger RNA of Emericellopsis cladophorae, 969 nucleotides long. Its product is annotated as Mitochondrial oxaloacetate transport protein-like protein. The coding region runs from base 1 to 969 and encodes 322 amino acids. The record is from RefSeq and is a predicted model, not a curated record. The transcript is spliced from 4 exons. Lineage: Eukaryota; Fungi; Ascomycota; Sordariomycetes; Hypocreales; Bionectriaceae.